Messenger RNA from Brassica napus (rape), 1392 nucleotides. RefSeq lists its product as uncharacterized. The transcript has a single exon. The record is from RefSeq and is a predicted model, not a curated record. NCBI's taxonomy places the organism in Eukaryota, Viridiplantae, Streptophyta, Magnoliopsida, Brassicales, Brassicaceae. Bases 1 to 1392 code for a protein of 463 amino acids.
AUGGUCGUUGGCAAUGAUAGUUCUUCGUCAGGCGAGGAGCGCGAAGCUCUCGAGGCGACACUGGCUCCAGAGGUGACACCUACGCCUACACCAGUAACUCCACUUCCCCAUCCUGCAACCAUGGAAACAAUCCUGGCACGCCUCACCCUACAAGAAGCAGCGCAAAAGGCGGCAGUCGACCAAAUCACGGCGAUAGCAAAGAUCCUUGCUCCUCUCGCUGCAAACGCCGAAGCUUCGACAGCGCAGUAUCGUCGACACCUGUUCGCCACAGAACGAACCACCGACUUGGUACCUACGCGGGAUGACGAUAACCAAAGCGCCGAUAACCACACCAAUGCGCACACCGCAAGCGAACUAGCCGCGUUAAAACAGUCGGUCCUCGAUAUCAAUUCUAAGAUCCACCAGGUGACGACUUCCGCGCCCCAAAUCGAGCAUGUACUCGCGGAAUCCCUUCGCACACCCUUCACGCAAAAGGUUACCGGCGUGCGGAUACAGAAGAUGGAGAAACUCCGUCUUCCAACCUUCAAAGGUCUCUCCGACCCUUCUACUCACGUCACGUCUUUCAACAUAGCGAUGCGACGCGCAAACCUGACCGACGAAGACAAAGACGCCGGUUUUUGCCAACUCUUCGUCGAAACCCUAGAAGGCCCGGCCCUUACUUGGUUCACCGGCCUCAGAGAGAACUCCGUCGACUGUUUCCACGACCUCUCAACGGCUUUCCUUAAGAACUAUAUCAUGUUCACCAACCAGGAAGCGACCGUGUCAGAUUUGUGGAACCUCACUCACGCCAGCGACCAAAGUCUCCGUGACUUCAUGGAGAAAUUCAAAGCUAUUGUCUCGAAGAUCGAUAUCCCCGACCAUAUCGCCGUCGAAUCUUUGAUGAACACAUUGCACGUAGACUCCACAUUCCGCCAGGAUCUUUACCGAUACCUGACCAAAUCUGUCUCCGACGCCAUCGCUCGCUCGCACAACUUUAUCCGCAUGGAAGAAGACACCAGAGCAAAGUUCGCGAAAGAAGCAGCGGCGAGACAGCGAUCCUCCCGAACAAACGACGUCCCGACAGCGCAACCAGAUCUGCAUGGUAAAUCGAACAGCGAGGAUAAACAGUCUCUCGUUCCCUCGAAAGUAGAUAAAGACCUACGCGUUCUAUUGAAGCGAAAAAACGCCGCGAACGUAAACACAGGAACAACCGACCUCCAUGCGACCAUCUCAAAAUGCAGCGCUCGAAGAGUCGGUCAAACUGGUCACCUUCGUGACCAGCUCAAUUCAAAGGCCGACGACCUGCGAAUCCAACUCAACCGUUCGAAAGAACCGAUCUGCGACGACGCCUCUAGUCGAAAAAGAAACAGCCCGCAGAAAUUCCCACAUUCGAGAACACAACCGAUGACUUGA